AUGUCCAUCUCCAACGAGGCUCUGCAGAAGCUAGCCCAGGAGAUUGGAAACCAGGCGGCACAGUCCCAGCAGCAAAUCGGCGUCGUCAGGUCUCAGAUCAACUUCAAGACCAUCGAGAUGCGCAAGCUGGCCUUGACCUCCAAGGAACUCGAUGAGCUGCCCUCUGAUACCCCAACAUACGAAGGGGUGGGCAAGAUGUUCGUCUUCAGUCCCACCGCCGAUAUCAACAGCCGCCUGAAGACCGAAACCAAAACCCUCUCGUCUGACGUCGAGAAUCUAAACAAGAGGCUGCAUUACCUGGAAACGACUUUCAAAAAUAGUCAGGCGCACAUGGACCAGAUCCUCAAGAGCGGGGGACGCGCAUGA
This is a messenger RNA of Drepanopeziza brunnea f. sp. 'multigermtubi' MB_m1, 366 nucleotides long. RefSeq lists its product as uncharacterized. The record is from RefSeq and is a predicted model, not a curated record. NCBI's taxonomy places the organism in Eukaryota, Fungi, Ascomycota, Leotiomycetes, Helotiales, Drepanopezizaceae. Gene Ontology annotation, molecular function: protein folding chaperone. Gene Ontology annotation, cellular component: prefoldin complex; cytoplasm. Gene Ontology annotation, biological process: protein folding.